AUGCGACAAUUCGUCGUUUACGACCGGAAUGGGAAGCUGCUGGAGGAGCUUCAUCUGCCGCCGCCAGAAGCGCCUGUUGCGGACCCCAAGCAGAGCUGCUGCCUGCAGCUGCAGUGGGAUGCAAACGGGGACAUGCUGGCGGCGCUGCCAUCAGGAAGCAGUUCGGUGUAUGUGUGGGCUGCCGCGACGCGGGAACUCCAAAAGCUGGACACAGAGUUCAGGGCCCAAGAAAUAUCUGCAAUCGCGUGGGCCCGCGGCUCGCAAACGCUGGCCGCGGGGACGGCCAAGGGCAACCUCCAGCUCUUCUUGCUGCGCGAGCGCCAGCGGACGCCGGUGGUGGGGAAGCACACCAAGCGCGUGCUGUGCGGCGCGUGGGGGGACGAGGGGGUGCUGGCGACUGGGGCUGCGGACAAAACGGUCGUCCUGAGUGACGGGGCCAGCGGUGAGACGCUGCGGACGUGGCAGGUCAAGGGGGACCCCCUGGAGGUCGCGGUUGCUCGGCGCAAGGACGACGCCGGCGCCGGCGGCGACGACGGCGCCGUCUCCACCAUCACUAACAAGCGCGUGCUGUACCUUCUGCACCCCGCGGGCCGCAGCCCCGCUGCCGCGGGCGGCGUGGCGGCGGCGCCCCUUGAGCUGACUUUUCAGGAGCAGUAUGGGGCGAUGCAGCGCCACCUGUGGUUUGGGGACGGCUUCGUGAUGGUGGGAUUCAGGACAGGCCGCAUUGUGGUGGUGUCGUCCGCCAGCAAGGAGGUGGGCACCGAGGUUCACAGCGCGCAGCACCUGGAGCUGCUGGCGGACAUGGCGCACUGCCCCGCGCUGUCGCGCGUCGCGGUCGGCGGCGGCAGCACGGUCAAGAUCCUGGACGUUGGCGCGAGGGUGCAGGAGGUGCCUUCAGAGGCGGUGGAGGUACCGCAGGGUCAGCUGGUGGACGCGCUCGGCUGGAGCAAGGACGGGCGGGUUCUCACUGUCUCCACGUCUGGCGGCCAGCUCAUCUCAUACCUGGCGGCCCUGCCCACCGUGUUUGGCGCCCACGGCGGCCGCCUGGCGCACCUGACCUCACUGAGCGAGAUCACCGUGGUGGACCUGGCCCUCGGCCGCGGCGCGCCGCCGUCGCGGCUGCAGGUGGCGUGCGAGCCGGCGUUCUGCGCCGUGGGGCCGGAGCACAUCGCAGUUGGGAUGAACAACCAGGUCUUAUACUACGCCCACGGCCCUCAGCGGCCCUCCGCCCUCGCCGCGCGCCGCGACUACCUGGGCGCCGUCGCCGCCCUCUGGCUCAGCAGCACGCAUGCCGUGGUGCUGGUUGACGGCCGCCUGGUGGUGCACCCCAUAGAGCCCCUGCCCCGGGAGCGGGGCGCCGCCGGCGCCGCCGGGCUCGGGGCCGGCGAUGAGCAGGAUGCGGUGCUCCCGCCCUCGUCGGCGCCGCAGGCUAUCCUGUGCGGCGGGGUGACGGAGCACUUUGUCGUGGCAGGCAGCGCACAGGGCGGGCUGACUCACUACCUACUGCCGGCGCUGGAGCCAGUCAACGAGUACAGGCACCCAGGGGGCGCCGUCCUGCGCGUCUGGCCGCAGCCCGACGGCGUGCGCUGCGUGUUUGAGGACGAGCGCCACAGCCUAUUCCUCCUGAACGCCGUGAACGACCACGUGGUCAAGCUGCCAGGCUUCGAGGGCGUCGCGAACGCGGUGAUCUGGGACGCCUUGGACGCACGGGUGUUCGUGGUUUCCGAUGGCAACGCGCUGCACGCGUACGUCCACGUCCCGCCCGCGGCGACGACGGGGCCCGGCGUCGCGCUGCUGUGCCGCACGCCGGUGCCGGCGACGCACGCGCCGGUGGUGGUGGCUAACGGCGCGGUGAUGUGCCGGCUGCGGGGCGGGGCGCUUGACACAAUUGUGGUGGAGAGCCACAGGGCGCUGCAGGGUGCGAUGGCGGCGGGCGGGGCUGGCGGCGGCAGCGGCAGUGGGGCCAAGGGCGUGCUGACGAGGCGGUUCAGCCAGGCCCUGAAGUUGCAGCGGCUGGAGGAGGCGUGGCGCUGCGCUCUGGCGCUGCGUGCGCCCGACGCCUGGCGGCAGCUGGGGGUGGCGGCGCUCGAGGCGCUGGACAUGGCGACGGCCACCGCGGCGUUCCGGCAGGUGGGAGACGCCAGCAUGGUGCUGAGCUUGGAGCCGCUGGCGGGCAUAGAGGACCGCGCGCUGCUGGCCGGCCACGCCUUGGUGCUGCUGGAGCGCGACCACGACGCGGCGCAGGAGUCCUUCCUCCGCAGCCGCCGCCCCCUGGCGGCGCUCGAGAUGCGGCGCGACCUGAAGCACUGGCCGCAGGCGCUCGCGCUCGCGCGGCGGCUGGACCCGGGGGCGGUGGCGGGGGUCAGCCGGCAGCACGCGGCGGCGCUGGAGAUGGUGGGGGACCACGCGGCGGCGCGGCAGCACUACCAGGAGGCCCUGGACGCGGCGGCGAGCGGGCCCUCGGCCCCGGACCAGGCUGAGCUGGCGCGCGCCUGCCGCGGCGGCCUGGCGCGUACGAUGCUGCACCUGGGGGACGUCGCGGCCGGCAGGCAGGAGGCGCUGCAGGCGGACGAUCCGGCGCUCUGGAAGUCCUGCGCCCAGAUCCUGGAAGCUGCCGGGCACCUGCCCGAGGCGGCCGAGCUGUUCGAGCGCUGUGGCAUGGCCGAGAAGGCGGCCGCGAUCCACAUCGCCUCCAAGAACUUCGCGGCCGCGGCGCCGCUGAUGGCCAAGGUGGCGUCGGCCAAGCUGCAGCUGGCGUACGCGCGGGCGAAGGAGGGGCAGGGGCGGUGGCAGGAGGCGGCGGCGGCGUACGAGGCCGGAGGCGAUGUGGCUGCAGCGGUCAAGCUGUACUUGGAGCGCCUGGACGCGCCCGGCCGCGCGGCCGCGCUCGCCUUUGACGUCGCAUCGUCGCGGGGCCACAUGGACACGUUUGCGUCGCUCGUGGCGGCCAGCGCGUCUGCGCAGGGCGAGGUGGAGCGGAUCGCCGCGUACUACGAGCAGCGCGGGGAGCUGGAGCAGGCGGGCGACAUGUGGGCGCGCGCGGAGCAGCCUGACAAGGCGCUGCGCCUGUACCUGGCGGUUGGCGGGGUGGCGGCGGCGAACAAGGCGAUUGCCCUGGUUGAAGCUCGCGGCGGCGACGCUGUCCUCGCCGAGAGGGUUCUGGCAUUCAUUGACGGCGGCGCCGGCACGAGCGGAGUCGCUGGCGCUGGGGGCGGCGGCGGGGGCGGCGGCAGCCUGGAGGAGGGUCCUCGGGAAGAGCUGCGCUUCAGGCUCCACGUGGCGCUGGGGCGGCCUGCGGAGGCAGGGCGCGCGGCGUUGGAGCUGGCACGCAUCGAGCAGGAGGACGGAAACUACAGAGUGGCGCACUCCAAGCUGCUGCGCGCCGUCAGGCAGCUGCGCAACCUCGGGGCCCGCCCCCCGCGCGACCUUCUGGCGGCGCUGCUGCUGCUGCACAGCUACGUGCUGGUCAAGAGCCUGGCUGCGCGCGACGACCACAUGGGGGCGGCGCGGAUGCUCGCGCGCGUCACGCGCAGCAUCAGCAGGUUCCCCAAGCACGUGGUGCCGAUCCUGACAUCAGCGGUGAUCGAGUGCCAGAGGGCCGGGCUCAAGGCCACCGCCUUUGAGUGCGCCGCCACGCUCAUGCGGCCAGAGUACAGGUCCCAGGUGUCUGAGCGCUACCGCAAAAAGGUGGAGCUCGUGGUCCGCAAGCCCGACAGGGGCGAGGAGCCGCCGCCCCCGCUCGCGCCCUGCCCUUUCUGCGGGCUGCCUGGCCCAGAGUGCGACCUUGUGUGCAUCAGCUGCCAGGGAGUCAUCCCCUUUGACGUGGCCACUGGUGGCGGCAGCGCCAUUCGCGCCAUCUUGGCGGCCGAGGGCGCCUGCCCCAUGUGCUGCGAGCGCGUCGCGCCUGAGGCUGUGGUGCGGCUGGCAGCGGCAGAGGCGCAGCAGCGGGCCGAGGAGAUGGGGGCGCUCGGGGCGGCGGCGGCGGUGGGGCCGGUCGCAGGGGGUGGGGGCCUACGGGUGGCGGAUUCUGGGUGA
Molecule: messenger RNA, 4035 nt
Organism: Monoraphidium neglectum
Lineage: Eukaryota; Viridiplantae; Chlorophyta; Chlorophyceae; Sphaeropleales; Selenastraceae
Product: WD repeat-containing protein 19
Exons: 24
Coding region: 1-4035 (1344 amino acids)
Biological process (GO): cilium assembly; intraciliary retrograde transport
Cellular component (GO): intraciliary transport particle A; cilium
Molecular function (GO): protein binding
Source: RefSeq, a predicted model, not a curated record